Messenger RNA from Plenodomus lingam JN3, 1731 nucleotides. RefSeq names its product External alternative NADH-ubiquinone oxidoreductase mitochondrial (gene NDH2). NCBI's taxonomy places the organism in Eukaryota, Fungi, Ascomycota, Dothideomycetes, Pleosporales, Leptosphaeriaceae. Gene Ontology annotation, molecular function: NADH dehydrogenase activity. The record is from RefSeq and is a predicted model, not a curated record.
AUGGCUCCUACCAUGCGGCCUCUUGCUGCUGCCAACAUGCUGUCACAGGUCCAGCUGGCUGGACGCAGGGCCUACACCUCGCAGCGGCCUUCCCUCAUGGCCAAGCGCGCACAAUGGACCCCGCGGCCAGCACAGUCGAACAUUGUCCUGCGCCAAACCAUCCGCCAGCAGUCGACGGGGCCUUCGCCAAAGCCCAAACGUUUCCGCCUCCUGCGCUGGACAUGGCGCUUCACUUACCUCUCAGCCAUCGCCGGCCUGGGCUACGUUGGAUAUGGCAUCUACGAGUCGCGCAACCCAGCAGACCAGCCGCCACCCGACCCAAGCAAGAAGACGCUCGUGGUUCUUGGUACCGGCUGGGGAUCCGUCUCCCUGCUGAAGAAACUCGACACGGAAAACUACAACGUCAUUGUCGUCUCGCCACGCAACUACUUUUUAUUCACUCCCCUUUUGCCAUCAUGUACGGUUGGCACCAUCGAGCACCGCUCCGUCAUGGAACCCAUUCGCAACUUCCUGCGCCACAAGAAGGCCAGUGUCACAUACUACGAAGCCGAGGCCACCAAGAUCGACUACGAGAAAAAGGUCGUCUACAUCAGCGACGACUCGGAUAUCAAGGGUGACCUUUCCAAGAACGAGGUUCCCUUUGACAUGCUGGUCGUGGGCGUGGGUGCCGAGAAUGCGACCUUUGGCAUUCCCGGUGUCAAGGAGCACGGCCUUUUCUUAAAAGAGGUUGGCGACGCCCAGCGCAUCCGAAACCGCAUCAUGGACUGCUGCGAGACGGCUACCUUCAAAGACCAAUCGGAGGAGGAGAAGAAGCGUUUGCUACACAUGGUCGUUGUGGGCGGAGGCCCCACUGGUGUUGAGUUCGCCGGUGAGCUCCAAGAUUUUUUCCACUCCGACUUGAAGAAGUGGCUCCCCGAGAUCCAGAACGACUUCAAGGUCACCCUGGUCGAGGCUCUGCCCAACGUUCUGCCCAUGUUCUCCAAGCAGUUGAUUGACUACACCGAAAAGACCUUCAAGGAGGAAACCAUCACCAUUCGCACAAAGACCAUGGUCAAGAACGUGACAGAAAAGUACAUCGAGGCCGAAUCAGCGGGCCCCGAUGGCAAAAAGCAGGUCGAGAGGAUCCCCUACGGUCUUCUCGUCUGGGCCACAGGUAACGCACUCCGACCAAUCGUCAAGGACCUCAUCAACCAGAUCCCCGCACAAAAGGACUCCCGCCGCGGUCUUGCUGUCAACGAGUACCUCGUUGUCAAGGGUACCGAAAAUGUCUGGGCUGUUGGUGACUGCGCUGUUGCCAACUACGCCCCCACCGCCCAGGUCGCCGCCCAGGAAGGUGCCUUCCUCGCUCGCAUGUUCAAUCAGAUGGCCAAAACCGAGGCCAUUGAGACUGAGCUCAAGGAGCUGUCAGUUGCUCAGGAGAAGGCACCCGAUAAGGAGGCUCGUGACAAGGUCUUUGCCGAGAUCAAGUCGUUGCAGCAAAGGCUGCGAAGAGUCAAACAGCUUGGACCUUUCGAGUACUCCCACCAGGGUUCGCUCGCCUACAUUGGAUCUGACAAGGCCGUUGCCGAUAUCUCAUGGUUCGCUGGAAACAUUGCCAGCGGAGGCACGAUUACCUACAUUUUCUGGCGAAGCGCCUAUCUCAGCAUGUGCUUCAGCACCCGCAACAGGAUCUUGGUCCUUCUCGACUGGAUGAAGGCCAAGGCUUUCGGUCGCGAUGUGUCCCGUGUUUAG